AUGCCAAUCAUCAAGAUCUUAGAGAAGUUACGUGAUGAUGAUGAAAAGUUACGUGACGAUGAGAGGAUAACCCAACCUGUCGUUAUCAUCAGACCAUUCAAGGCCCUGAUUUACCAUGAACCAAAAAUCCGAGAUUGGUACAAGAAGCUGGUUGAAAAGUAUAAUCACAAGAGCACGAAAGAAGACAGCGAUGGAGAAGCUUCCGACUCCGAGGAAGUUGAUGAGAGUGUGUCUGAAUUCGGGGAUGAAGAGGGAAGCAUCGACUCAUCUCUUACGGAUGAUUCUGACGUAAACUCUGAAGCAGCUCUCCAGCAGGUGCAAUGCUUAAUCGACUUCAUGGACACUGAAUUGGAUGUUAAGCUUAAAUAUCUGAAGAGCCCGAACUGCAAAAGAGUUACUUUUAGUGAUAUAUGGCUCCUAUUUAAGCCUGGCGACUUCGUCAUCGGUCAGAACGAACGACAAGCUUAUCAGGUAAUCAUUGUAACCAGCACCGGACACAGGGCGACCAGCCCAUAUCGAAACUACCUCGACGAGACUAAGAAGGUGGAAGAGACUGCUAUUCGAAUUCUCUGCGUGCAUGUGGACUUCGAUGGUAAAGCACUUGGACCGGUGGCAAAGGUUUUCACUAUUAAAAGAUUUGAGGGAGAGAGGACCGCUAUUUCUUUAGAGAUAUACCCUUUCAGUUUUGCCAGGGAUCCAAACCUACAGCAGAAGCUCAUUAAGAGAGGGAAAAUAUUCCUCGAAGUGGCAGCAAUUAAGCAUAUGCAUUACGCUGGGCUGACGCUUGAAACAAGAGAUGAAGUUGACAGUCAGGUGGUCAUUGACUUUGAGGAGGCAUUUACGAAACACAAGAGCUGGAAGCCCAGAGUUGACCAAACGAUAUCGAUGCGCAAUGAUUAUGAGAUCGAAUCUUGCCGUGAGGAAUGUUGCAUUGACGACUGUAUUCACGACGAUGCUUACGUGGAGAAAGAACGAAAUGAUGAAUUCAGAGACAGUUUGUUCCCGCCUGCAUGGACUUUGUCUAAGAUGCCGUCCGUCGCUAUAUUUCCUCGCCCUCUAAAAGAAUGCCAAACGGAGGAGAACAAGAUAUCUGAUGCCGAACUUCUGAUUAUGUCGUAUCGUGUCUUUGGAUUCCUCCUCCGUAGUCGAAGAUGGGCAAAGCUGGAUCUCACAUAUUUGAAGCCAAUUGAUAUCCAAACAAUUGAAGACGGUGAGAAGACGAAUAAGAAAAACUCGGAGGACGAGAAGUCGAAAAUUCCCUUCGACCAACUGGUCAUCCCAGACGAACAUAAAAGGAUGGUUCUGUCUCUCAUUGCCCAACAUUUUCGAGACAAAGAGUCGGCGAGCUUGGAUAAUGAUCAGGCUGAUAUUGUUCGUGGCAAAGGAAAGGGCCUGAUCCUCCUCCUCCACGGUGCCCCCGGCGUUGGUAAAACCACCACAGCAGAAUGCGUGGCACAGCUUUUCAGAAAGCCACUGUUUCAGAUAACUUGUGGUGAUCUCGGAACAACUGCGAAGGAGGUGGAAGGCACCUUGGAGAGAAACUUCGAACUAGCAAAUAGAUGGGGCUGCAUCUUGCUCCUCGAUGAAGCGGACGUGUUCUUAGCCAAACGAACCACCUUGGACUUUGUGCGGAACGGUCUUGUUGCAGUAUUUCUUCGUGUCUUAGAAUACUACGCUGGUAUUCUAUUUCUUACCACCAAUCGAGUAGGUGACUUCGAUGAAGCUUUUACAUCUCGAAUCCAUAUCAGCCUCGAGUACAAACCACUGGAUGAAGAUCAGACCCGGAAGGUUUUCAGAGUCAACCUCGAUCGAAUUGAAGAGCGAUUCAAAAGGAAGGAAAGAAAACUUAAGAUGGAUGACAAUAUCCCUAUUUAUGUAACGGAUUAUUGGCGUGGCCACCCGAAAGCGAGAUGGAAUGGACGACAAAUUCGGAAUGCCUGCCAGACGGCCUUAGCCCUGGCAGAAUUCGAAGCACAAGGGGGCCAACACGAUGCUAUCAUUGACCCAGACGCUGUUAUCAGCCUUGACGUCAAGCACUUCAAACUGGUCGCAAAAGCAUACCUCAACUUUAUCGAAUAUCUCAAAUCCAUCUACAAGAUAUACGCAGAUGAAAAGGCUGCCGAGGAUCUCAUACGGGCC
Molecule: messenger RNA, 2139 nt
Organism: Hyaloscypha bicolor E
Lineage: Eukaryota; Fungi; Ascomycota; Leotiomycetes; Helotiales; Hyaloscyphaceae
Product: P-loop containing nucleoside triphosphate hydrolase protein
Exons: 7
Molecular function (GO): ATP hydrolysis activity; ATP binding
Source: RefSeq, a predicted model, not a curated record